Messenger RNA from Diospyros lotus (date-plum), 1511 nucleotides. RefSeq names its product gibberellin 2-beta-dioxygenase 8-like. Bases 203 to 1198 code for a protein of 331 amino acids. The record is from RefSeq and is a predicted model, not a curated record. NCBI's taxonomy places the organism in Eukaryota, Viridiplantae, Streptophyta, Magnoliopsida, Ericales, Ebenaceae. The transcript has 3 exons.
GGCAAGACAUGCUUUUCAUUGUCUCCCUGCUUAUCGACAAAUGACUCCCCAAAACGCCAAAUUCUAAAGGCCUUUUCCUUCCAUCUUUUGCCAUCCAAUCUUGGUUUCUAAUUCAUGGUCAUGCCAAAAAGAAAAAAAAUUCAAUUAUAUAUACACAUAUAUUAGCCCUAAAUUUUCUCUCCUUAUCUUUCAGACUUUAAGCAUGGACGUGUCAUCUGAACCACCCUUUCAAAAGGCAUACAAAACCCUCAUCGACAAGGUUGACAUGAUCGCCGUCGAGGUUGACUGGGUGGAAACAUGCGAGCUGCCGGUGAUCGACCUGAGCCGGUUGAAGCUCGGAGAAAUGGAGAGAGAAGAGUGCAAGAGAGAGAUAGCCAAGGCCUCCCGAGAAUGGGGAUUCUUCCAGGUUGUAAGACACGGAAUUUGCCGUGAAAUCUUGGAGAAAAUGAGGUGCGAGCAGCGGAAGCUCUUCAAGAGACCCUUCUACGAGAAGGUGAACGACAAGUACAUGAAUUUCUCCGCCGGAAGUUACCGGUGGGGAACUCCUUCCGCCACCUGCCUCCGGCAGCUCUCCUGGUCUGAAGCUUUCCAUGUUCCUUUGGCUGAUAUUUCUGGCUUGGCCGGUCUUGCCAGCCUCAGCCCGGCAAUGGAACAGUUUGCCACCAAAGUGUCGGACUUGGCUUUAGAGCUGGCCGAAAUUCUAGCCGAGAAGAUGGGUCACCGGUCGGAGUUUUUUAGAUCGAAUUGCCUGCCGAGCACUUGCUACCUCCGGAUGAACAGAUACCCUCCUUGUCCACACUACUCCGAGGUCUUCGGCCUGAUGCCGCAUACCGACAGCGACUUCCUCACAAUACUCUAUCAGGACCAGGUUGGAGGGUUGCAGCUAGUGAAAGAUGGAAGAUGGAUAGCCGUCAAACCCGACCCCCAAGCCCUAAUUGUAAACAUCGGGGACUUAUUCCAAGCAUGGAGCAAUGGAGUGUACAGGAGCGUGGAGCACAGGGUAGUCGCGAACAAGCAAGUGGAGAGGUUCUCCACGGCGUAUUUCUUUUGUCCAUCCUACGACACUGUGAUAGAGAGCUGCAUAAAGCCUUCAGUGUAUAGAAGGUUUAGCUUUAGAGAGUUCAGGCAGCAAGUGCAAGAGGAUGUCAAGAGAUUUGGGCACAAGAAAGGGCUCCCUUGGUUUGUUAUACAAAAUUAAGGCAACAACCCAUUCGACUUGAAUUUUGUCACAACUAUAUAUAAAAUGAUUAAUUAUAGAUUAUAAUAAAUGUAUAGUGGAUUUAUAAUUGUAUCGGAGUUUAGGAGCCGUCUGGCUAACACCAAGUGUUGUGUGAUGAUAUUAAUUAAUAAUUAGGAUUUAGACCCAAAAAAGGGUCUAGAAAAAUAUGUACCCAUUUGGGUUAAUUUAAUUAUAAAUUAGCUAACCUGUUGAGUAUUAUGUGUUCGUCGUUUAAUUGAGUAAUUUCAACCUUGUUUUAAUCUAAUUGAUUAUAUAUUUAGCACUUCUUGUC